Molecule: messenger RNA, 3254 nt
Organism: Tuber aestivum (summer truffle)
Lineage: Eukaryota; Fungi; Ascomycota; Pezizomycetes; Pezizales; Tuberaceae
Source: the annotation of a GenBank genome assembly
CACCCGGUAGCCCGUAACUCCGUCCCCCGGGAAUAAAUUCCACCCGUCGGCUGCCAUGCUGCGACUCCAACCCUGUGCCCGCACUGGAGUGUUGCCGGCGGCGACAGGGAUCCUCCAUCUCGGAAGAACAUUUCGCCCGAUAUGCCCGCUUUCUUUCUUUUUCCCUUGUUUUCAAGGCAUGACAUUCCUCCGCGAUACGAGGCGCCUGGGCUGGGGUGUCAAUGUGAUUAUAAAUCUGAGUUGUGGAGUUAAGGGAUAUGAGCAGGCUAUACACAGGUAUCAUGCUGUGGGGCACUUGCGAUAACAGGAGAAGAGCAGAGAAGGGCCAUGUCUGAUGGCGCAUGUUACAAUACAGUGCCAUUGGGUCUUGUUUUGUUUGGAAAGGGUUAGGGCCCGUGAUCCCGGUUGACAUGCACCCUCGGCCUUGUCUUACCCAGUCAGCCUGAGAUUAUUGGGGACUGCCAACUAACUUACGACUUUGAUGAUGGCAUGAUCUGUGUUUACCGUGCUUUUACGUUCUGUCAAUUUUCCCGUGCUGUACCGGUAUACAGGUAGGAUUACCGCAAAAACUCGAAUACAGGAUCAAUGUGCUAAGUAGUUGUCUCUCCUAAAUUUAGCGAGGCUCAGUAGUGCAUAUUUCUUUUGUUUUUUUGUCAACCGAGGGCUGAACUUGCAGUUUUUUUCCUAUAGUCGCCGAGGAGGGGAGUUCUAACUUCCAGGCACAUUUUUUCUUCUAUUCGAGUGGCUCCGGUGCGGUACCGGAGCUGGUUUGUUGGACCCUGUCUGUGCAGACUGGUGCGUCGGGAUUUCCUACCCCCACCACCCUUGCAGGGGGGCUUAUUUGGAUGAUGAUAUAGUGCAUUUGUAAGAGCGAGACUUAGUGAUAGGUCCGGAGGUAUGGUUCGGAAGCGGGGGGGGGAGCAGGAGGCUACAAAUACCCUCGAUCCCCCGUGGACUUGAUACCUUUUUGUCCCACUAGCACUUGUCUUAUCGGCAGCUCUCACCUCUCUUCUUGGGUUAGGCAUUGGUUAUCAAUCGAGAAAGAGAGAAGGAGCGGAAAUCAUCAGCAAUGGCUCUACAAUCAACUACGCCUUCAAGCGGGGAGGGGUUCAGCGAGAAGAAUCUCGGGGUACCAGAGCGGGACGCGGAGCGGGGAUCUUCGACCGCAACAUCAAUUACCGGCGAUGCAGCAUUGGGGGAUCAGUUGGCCAAAGAAGUUCCCCCGCGGAACGUUACGGGAGUAUUGGUAUGUGCAUCCCCGAUAAAUCUAGUUGGUCGCGACUAAUGAUAUGGCAUCCAGUGGAUCCUCGUCGUGAUAUCAAUCCUCUCCUCAACAUUUCUCUUUGCUCUUGAUAAUACUGUCGUAUGUUCCCCCUUUGCCUACACGCUCCUGCAAAAGAGCUAACAAGCCAGGUCGCCGACAUCCAAGCAUCGGUGAUUGAAGACUUUGGCGAGAUCGAGAAGCUAAGUUGGUUGGGGAUCGCAUUCGUCCUCGCAGGGUGUUCUACAAUCCUUCCGUGGGGAAAGGCGUACGGUAUCUUCAACGCGAAAUGGUUGUAUAUCCUCUCCGUCCUGAUCUUCGAAGUCGGGAGCGCGGUAUGUGGUGCUGCGCCCAAUAUGAAUGCUCUCAUCGUUGGUAGAGCUGUUGCUGGUCUUGGGGUACUGUGCUGUCACUUCCAUUGCUGGUGAUUUUUGCUGAUGAGCGUAGGGUUCUGGAAUGUAUAUUGGUUCUUUGAAUUUGCUGUCCAUCACGACCACCGUUCAUGAGAGACCGGCUUAUAUCGGCGCUACUGGAUUGAGUAUGGCUCCCCCCCACUCUUCGAUUCUACCGCAAUGUUGGUACUAAUUCUGUAUAGCGUGGGGCCUCGGAACGGUCCUUGGGCCCGUCGUCGGCGGUGCUUUCUCUGAAUCUUCAGCAACUUGGCGUUGGGCAUUCUACAUAAAUCUGCUGAUUGGGGCUGUCUUUGCUCCUGUCUACGUGGUGCUCCUCCCCUCGGCCGACCCCCAGCCCAACACCCCGUACGUGGCGCGCACUAAGCAGUUGGACUGGCUCGGCGUUGUCCUGAACAUCGGCUCUUUCGUGUCUCUGAUAAUGGCAAUCAACUUUGGCGGCACGCUCUACGCGUGGGACUCUGCCCAGGAAAUCGCUCUAUUCGUCGUCGGCGGCAUCCUCAUCAUCGCGUUUGCUGUGACUCAGGCGUACUCCGUCCUCACUACCCCCGAGCAGCGCCUCUUCCCUGGUGAAUUUUUACGAGAGCCGUUUUUGGUCUUGCUAUUCGCCAUGAUGGCUGCUGCCUCCACUGCUAUCUUCGUUCCCACAUACUACAUCCCGCUCUACUUCCAGUUCGUCAAGGGGGAUACAGCUUUGGAAGCUGCUGUGAGAUUGCUACCGUUCAUUAUCAUUAUGGUGUUCUUCUGUAUCGUUAAUGGUGGGGCUAUGUCGAAGACCGGGUAUUACGCCCCUUGGUACCUCUUCGGCGGUGCGAUGGUCCUGAUCGGCGGAGCACUCAUGUACACUGUCGAGGAAACCACGACUACCGCUAAAAUCUACGGAUACACCAUUCUUAUCGGAAUCGGUUCAGGUUCUUACAUUCAAGCUUCCUUCUCCGUUGCCCAGGCAAAGGUCAAGCCGGAGCAGCUACCCUUGGCCGUUGGGUACAUCUCCCUCGCACAAACCGGAGGAAUAGUGAUCGCGUUAGCUAUCUGCGGCAGUGUAUUUUUGAACGAGAGCGUUAAGGGCAUAACCCCUUUGCUGGAGGGCGUUCCCGCCGCAGCUAUUAAGGGCACAGUGGCCGGCAGCGGAAGCGAGCUGUUCAUGAAUCUCGAAGGGGAGACGAGACAGAAGGUCUUGCACGCGAUUAUCAUGGCCAUGGAUAAGAAUUACAUCCUCUUGAUUGUAGCAGGAGCGAUGACGGUUAUUGGAUCGCUUUUUAUGAAGGUUUGUCACUGCACUUUCCCCUCAUCCUACAAUAUAUGAAUACUUACAAUCGUGUGCGGUAGUGGGAGAAACUCUUUUUGGAGGCUGGACAUGCUGGUUGAGCUGAACAAGACCCGACUUCUAUACACGAUAGAGAGCGCGAAAACGGCGGACAAGAUAUAGGCGCGGCAUUGGGGUUCGCCUAUUUGAUUUACUGGCGUUCAUAUUUUCCUCUCUUUAUUUUUUUUCCUCCUAAUGAUACCUUGGACGAAAUGAUUAGAUUUUAAAUACCUGUAUCUUACUGUGCUCGUGUAAUGAAAUUCUCUAAUACCGCUGU